Molecule: messenger RNA, 2565 nt
Organism: Rubroshorea leprosula
Lineage: Eukaryota; Viridiplantae; Streptophyta; Magnoliopsida; Malvales; Dipterocarpaceae
Source: the annotation of a GenBank genome assembly
AAUAAUGGAGGGUGUGGUGUAGUCAGAUUUGUGCUUGUGGCUUUGUGAGUGUUUCUGGUUUUGGGAAUUAUUUAGUAUAGAGAGUCUGUUGGCUAUGUCUCCCCAGCUGACUGGCUGCGCCCGGUCUCCGUGGGCUUUGCCGCCGACCAAGGAAACAACUUCUUCCUUGGCUCUCUGGCCAUUCAAGGGAACCUUUGCUUAAAAUAUUACUCAAACCCCAUCUUGCCAGUUUCCUACUUCUCUCUCUUACUCAGACUCCCCGCCUCGAUUGCUGUCAAGAUUCGGUCAUACCCUUGGCAUAUAUCCUUCCCCUUCUUUUGGAUCCUUCUUUAGCCCCUUGAAUCCCAGAAAGUCGGUCCCCACAGCUGGGGUAUUCUUCUUACUAUUUCCGGUAAUUUUUUCCUUGGUCAGCUUAUUUUUCAUCAGGGAUGUGAAGUGUUGAGUGUCAGGUGCUUGAUUGAGAGGUACCAGUUGAGCAGCUGAGAGAAAUAUUUUUUAGAUUCAGAGAAGGUGAAGAAGAUCUUUUGUUUGCCAAGAUGAAGUUUAUGAAACUUGGGUCGAAGCCGGAUACCUUUCACAAUGAGGGGAAUAACGUUAGGUAUGUUGCAAGUGAGCUGGCAACCGACAUCAUUGUCACUGUAGGCAAUGUGAAGUUUUAUCUACACAAGUUUCCUCUUUUAUCAAAAAGUGCCCGCUUACAGAAGUUGGUUGCAACCACAAAUGAAGAUAAGAAUGAUGAAGUUCAGAUUUCUGACAUUCCUGGUGGGGCUGCUGCCUUUGAGAUAUGUGCUAAAUUUUGUUAUGGCAUGACUGUCACUCUCAAUGCAUACAAUGUUGUUGCUGCUCAAUGUGCGGCUGAGUACUUAGAAAUGAAUGAGACUGUUGAAAAGGGGAACCUCAUUUACAAGAUUGAUGUCUUUCUCAACUCUAGCAUCUUCCGGAGCUGGAAGGACUCAAUCAUUGUUCUUCAGACUACCAAGUCUUUGUUACCAUUGUCUGAGGAACUCAAGGUGGUUAGCCUUUGCAUUGAUGCCAUAGCUACCAAGGCCUGUAUUGACAUUUCCAAGGUUGAUUGGUCCUAUACUUAUAAUAGGAAGAAGCUUCCAGAGGAAAAUAGAAAUGAUCCAAAUUUAAACGGUGUCAGAAAUAGGCUAGUGCCAAAGGACUGGUGGGUUGAGGAUAUAUGUGAGCUUGAUAUUGAUGUGUAUAAGCGUGUUUUGGCAAAUAUUAAAACCAAAGGGGUACUUUCUCAUGAAGUGAUAGGAGAAGCCUUAAAAGCUUUUGCAUACAGAAAAUUGUCAGGUUUGAGCAAGGGUACAGUCCAUUGCGGAGAUGCAGUAAAGUAUCGAUCAAUAAUUGAUACAAUUAUCUGGCUGUUGCCUGCUGAGAAAGGCAGUGUCUCUUGUAGUUUCUUGAUAAAGUUGUUGAAAGCAGCCAUUAUGCUGGACUCAGGAGAAACGGCCAAAGGACAGCUCAUAAGGAGAAUAGGACAGCAACUAGAGGAGGCUUCUGCAAAUGAUCUACUGAUACGAACAUCUGAAGGAGAAACUCUAAUGUAUGAUGUUGACACAGUGCAGAAGGUAGUGGGAGUGUUUUUGAUGCAAGACCAAGACCAGAAUGCUGAAAUUGAGUUAGAAGAAGCUGAUGAGGUUCAGGAAAUAAGAAGAACAGGAGUAUUUUCAGAUGCUUCGAAGCUGAUGGUGGCAAAACUCGUAGAUGCAUACCUUGCUGAAAUUGCAAAGGAUCCCAACUUACCCCUGUCAAAAUUUGUUAAACUUGCUCAGAUGGUAUCCGGCAUCUCCAGACCUGCUCAUGAUGGGCUUUAUCGGUCCAUUGACAGAUACCUUAAGGAGCAUCCGGGGAUCAGCAAGGGUGAGAGGAAAAGGUUAUGCAAGUUGAUGGACUGCAAGAAGCUGUCAGUCGAUGCGUGCAUGCACGCAGUGCAAAACGAGAGACUCCCUUUACGUGUAGUAGUUCAGAUACUCUUCUUUGAGCAGGUAAGGGUUGCUGCCUCUUCAGGCAGUAGCACUCCUGACUUACCUAAGGGCUCCAAGGAUCUAGCCAGUGCAUCUCAUGGAAGCACAAGGUCAGCUACAACCAAUCCGGAGGAAGAUUGGGAUGCUGUGGCAACAACCGAGGAGCUCAAGGCCCUUAAGAGCGAGCUGGCUGCCAUGAGGUUGAGCAAUGGAGUGGGAGGAAGUGAGCAAAAUGGUGGAGACAGUAAGAACAACAUAGACAAAGCAGCUAUUAGUAAAAUGAAGGGGUUGCUCAAGUCCAAGAAAAUAUUCAACAAGCUAUGGUCAAGCAAAGGAACGCAAGGAGAGAGCAGUACUGGUUCGGAUUCAUCAGAAAGUCUUACUUCUGCCAACCCUGAGGAAGCUAAAUCCACCCCUUGCAGAAACAGGAGGCACUCAGUUUCUUAGUAGGAAUGAAUAAACAUAUAAAAUAGCCUUUUCUUGACCUUUUUGGGCGGUUUUUUGGGCUUUCUUUCUGCUAACUGACAUGAGUAAAUCCAAAAAACUACUAUUCUAUCUUUGUUUGGCAGAAUGAAGCAUCUAUUGGAUG